UUGAGGGGGAGCUCUGAGCUGGUGGUCCCUGAGCAGCCUCCCAGUAGGGAGAAGCCCUUCAAGUGCUUGGAAUGUGGGAAGAACUUCAGGCAGAGCUCCAACCUUCUCCAACACCAGCACAUCCACAGUGGGGAACGGCCCUACCCAUGUAGGGAAUGUGGGAAGAGCUUCAGCCGGAGCUCCCACCUGAUCCGACACCAGCUUAUCCACACCGGAGAAAGGCCCUACACCUGUAGGGAAUGUGGGAAGAGCUUCAACUGCAGCUCCCACCUGAUCCGACACCAGCGCAUCCACACUGGGGAACUGCCCUACAGGUGUGGAGAAUGUGGGAAGAGCUUCGGCCAGAGCUCCAACCUCCUCACCCACCAGCGCACCCACACUGGGCAAUGGCCCUACACGUGUGGGGAAUGUGGGAAGAGCUUCAGGCAGAAGUCCCACUUCCUCAUCCACCAGCGCAUUCACACUGGGGAAUGUCCCUACACAUGUGGGGAAUGUGGGAAGAGAUUCAGGCAGAGCUCCCAGCUGAGCCAACACCAGAUGAUCCACACUGGGGAACGGCCGUACAAGUGCUUGGAGUGUGGGAAGAGGUUUCGGACCAGCUCAGAGCUCCUCGUGCACCAGCGGACGCACACGGAUGAGAGGCCCUUCCGCUGCACCGACUGCGGGAAGGGCUUCAACCGUAACGGGAACCUCAUCACCCACCGGCGCAUCCACACUGGGGAAAGGCCCUACAAGUGUGGGGAGUGUGGGAAGACCUUUGCCCACAGCUCUGGCUUGACCUACCACCUAGGGACCCACCGGUAAGGGAAGCCCUGGGAGUGCCCUGACUGCGGGAAGAGCUUCGGCCGCUGCU
Molecule: messenger RNA, 853 nt
Organism: Pipra filicauda (Wire-tailed manakin)
Lineage: Eukaryota; Metazoa; Chordata; Aves; Passeriformes; Pipridae
Product: zinc finger protein 239-like
Exons: 1
Biological process (GO): negative regulation of transcription by RNA polymerase II; regulation of cytokine production; regulation of immune system process
Source: RefSeq, a predicted model, not a curated record